This is a messenger RNA of Abrus precatorius (Indian licorice), 1394 nucleotides long. Its product is annotated as calmodulin-like protein 7. The transcript has a single exon. The coding region runs from base 196 to 870 and encodes 224 amino acids. Gene Ontology annotation, molecular function: enzyme regulator activity; calcium ion binding. The record is from RefSeq and is a predicted model, not a curated record. NCBI's taxonomy places the organism in Eukaryota, Viridiplantae, Streptophyta, Magnoliopsida, Fabales, Fabaceae.
UUUUAAGGAGUAACAUGAGACUUCAUUUUUUUUUUCUCCUACACGACAAAAAACAUACAAAAGCAGACAAAGUGUGUAGUACAAUCUUGGCUACUAUGUUCUAAUAACCAGUUACUUGCUUCUUUUCCUCGUCCUCUUCUUCCUUAUCCCUACCCUUUUGGUUGUUUUGUAACAUCUAUCUAGUUCGACCAAAACAUGGUUCUAGCUACACUGUUGGUAGCUGUGUUGUUCAUCGCGGGCCUUAUAAACGUCUUCUUUUACGUACCCACCAACAAGAUUCGUGCGUGGCUUCAAAUUUUCUUCCCCAACAACGCUUGCAAACCCAACAUCACUACUACUUCAUCUUCACCAAAGACCAAGGUGGAGAGGGGUACCUACAGAAAAGAUGAGCUGAGAAAGGUGUUUUCCACUUUUGACAAGAACGGCGAUGGAUUUGUAACAAUGCUAGAGCUGAGGGAAUCACUGAGGAACAUAAGAAUCUUGAUGACAGAUAAAGAGAUUGAUGAUAUUGUUAUCAAGUUUGAUUCCAAUGGAGAUGGGUUGCUUGAUUUUGAAGAGUUUUGCUUGUUGAUUGGUGAGUGUAUGGGUGGCCAAAUGGGUGAGGAGAAAGAGGGUGAUAUUGGUAAGGAAGGUGAAGAUGAGGUUAAUUUAAAAGAGGCUUUUGAUGUGUUUGAUAAAGACAAUGAUGGGCUUAUAUCAGUGGAGGAGCUAGCUUUGGUGCUUACUUCAUUGGGAUUAAGAGAAGGGAAGAGGAUUGAAGAGUGCAAAGAGAUGAUUAAGAAGGUUGAUAUGGAUGGAGAUGGUAUGGUCAAUUUUAACGAGUUCAAGAGAAUGAUGAUGAACGGAGGAAAGCUUGUCUUUGCCGCAUAGUCCAGUUCUUCUAAUUAAUCUUUCCAAUAUUCCUCUCUUUCUUCAAUCUAGAUCCACCAUCAUAACUCCAAGAUAAUACCCAAAAUUAAACACUCACCAUUGAAACUGUGUGUAUGUAUAUAUAUAUAUAUAUCGUCUUCUUAUAAAUGUAUUGGAGAUCACUGGCAUUUCGUAGAGAUACGUGAAAUAUUGAAGUAGUGCUUUGAUUUAUUAAGUGCGAAUUCUUGAUUAAUUUUCCAGGUUUUAUUACCUAUGGCUAUCGCUAUGACCACUAUUGUUAAUCUUUCUUUCUUAUUUAUUUAUUCCUUUUGCAAGUGAUCUGUGUGGUUAUAUUGGUACUAAUUGCCACAACCAUUCAACCUGCAGUUGCGCAUUGCAGUACAAAAGUGUUUUUAAUAAAUUUGUUUAAGAAUUGAGGUUAACAAAACUUUAAUAUAAAUCUUAAUUAUAGAUGUAUGCACUUUUUAUAACAAUGAGAUGUUUCCCAGUCGCACAUGCUACGAGGUUAAUUUACACGAGAGCGA